Belonocnema kinseyi is the source of this 327-nucleotide messenger RNA. Its product is annotated as larval cuticle protein 65Ag1-like. The transcript has 2 exons. The record is from RefSeq and is a predicted model, not a curated record. NCBI's taxonomy places the organism in Eukaryota, Metazoa, Arthropoda, Insecta, Hymenoptera, Cynipidae. The coding region runs from base 1 to 327 and encodes 108 amino acids. Gene Ontology annotation, molecular function: structural constituent of chitin-based larval cuticle. Gene Ontology annotation, cellular component: chitin-based extracellular matrix.
AUGUCGAUAAUCGCUUUUGCUGCCCUCGUGGCUUUUUCUGUUGCUGCCCCAGCUAGGAAAAAAGAAGAAGAAAAUGUGGUUGUUGUAAAGGAACUUUUGCACGACAAUAUUGGCUUGGACAGCUAUCAGUAUCAUUAUGGUUUAUCCGAUGGACAAAAGAGGGAAGAAUCUGCAAAAUUAUAUGUUAUUGAUGAGAAACAUUCUGCUCUGGUCGUCAAAGGAAGCUACUCGUGGGUUGACCCAGCAACCAAACAGGAAUACGCCGUCAACUACAUCGCUGAUGAGAAUGGAUACCGUCCCAUAGGAUCCCACAUUCCGUCUGCCUAA